AUGAUAUAUAUAAAUUCUAUAGGACAAACUACACAACUACCUAAUUAUUCUUGUAGUGAAAAUAAUGCCUCUAUUCAGUUUACAUUAUCUUCCUCAUUUCAUUCAGCAUGGAAUCAAACAUCAAGUUGUUCUUUGCAACAAUGUAAUACAAGCUUGAAUGAUAACAAUAAUUGUCUUUCAUCAUCAACACCUUGUUUUGAUUAUCGAACAAUAAAUAAUAUUAGUUAUUGUGCACCUGGUAUUUUAUGUUCAAUAUUAGAAAGAUGUAAUAAUAUUACACAAACAUGUUCAUCAAAUAGUUCAGUAUGCGUUAUUAAUUCGUGUUGUUCACCACAAGCAGUAUGUUUACCAUUGUUAGCCACAUACAUGUGUAAAACAGGUACGGAUGCAUAUUAUUUAUAUUUUAGACUUCAUCGAAAUCAAUUAAAACCAUUCAUUUUAGUCAUAGGAUGGUUUUCUACUGGCAAUAUGUCUAAUGCACGAUGGGGUCACACAGCAUCUUUAUUAUCAAAUGGAAAAGUAUUAGUUACUGGUGGAUACAGUGUCACUGUUGGUAUUUUAAAUAGUGCUGAACUGUAUGAUCCAUCAACAGGUGCUUGGACAACUACUAUUAACAUGACUAAUGUACGAUAUUAUCACACAGCAUCUAUAUUAUCAAAUGGAAAAGUGUUACUUGCUGGUGGAGCUGAUAAUAGCGGUACUUUAAAUAAUGCUGAGCUGUAUGAUCCAUCGGCAGGUACUUGGACAACUACUAGUAACAUGACUAAUGCACGAGCUUAUCACACAGCAUCUGAAUUAUCAAAUGGAAAAGUAUUAGUUACUGGUGGAUUAUAUAAUAAUAGUAUUAAUUUAAAUAGUGCUGAGCUGUAUGAUCCAUUAACAGGUACUUGGAUAACUACUGGUAACAUGACUAAUGCACGAUGGGGUCACACAGCAUCUAUAUUAUCAAACGGAAAAGUAUUAGUUAUUGGUGGAUUCGGUAAUAGCGGUAUUUUAAAUAGUGCUAUGUUGUAUGAUCCAUCAAUAGGUACUUGGACAAUUACUGGUAACAUGACUAAUGCACGAUAUUAUCACACAGUAUCUAUAUUAUCAAAUGGAAAAGUAUUAGUUACUGGUGGAUUCAAUGGGUAUAUUACAUUAAAUACUGCUGAAUUGUAUGAUCCAUCAAUCGGUACUUGGACAACUACUAGUAACAUGACUGAUACACUAGAGUUGCACACAGCAUCUGUAUUAUUAAAUGGAAAAGUAUUAGUUACUGGUGGUAGACGUAAUGGUAAUAACGUUUCUAAUAGUGUUGAAUUGUAUGAUCCAUCAACCGGUACUUGGACAGCUACUAAUGACAUGACUAAUGCACGAUAUUAUCAUACAGCAUCUGUAUUAUCAAAUGGAAAAGUAUUAGUUACUGGUGGAAUCAAUGUUAAUUUUGUUACUUUAAAUAGUGCAGAAUUAUAUUAG
Messenger RNA from Adineta steineri, 1455 nucleotides. NCBI's taxonomy places the organism in Eukaryota, Metazoa, Rotifera, Eurotatoria, Adinetida, Adinetidae. The record is from the annotation of a GenBank genome assembly.